GGGGGGGGGGGGGGUUGUCUCGCGCCUCCUGUGCGGGAUGGCACCACGCAGCCGGCGGUGUGUCGACAGCGGUUUUUUGCUGCGGUUUUUUCGCCGUCUGCGCCACCGAGAGGAUACGCACGCCUCCGCGUAAACAUGUGCACACUGCGUCUUUAAGCUCCGCCGCCGAUGAAUCAACUGUCACUGUCCGGCGAGGGAGGUGCUGAAAUCAGGAUCAGAGCGAACCCCCCCUCCUCUUUCUCUCUCUCUCUCUCUCUCUCUCUCUCUCUCUAUCUUUCUCUCCCUCCCUCUCUCCCCGUCUCCCUCCACCUCUAUUUCCGACCGACCGACACUUGCAGCCAUUUUACGCAGGACGAACCCAAUCAUGUCGUGAGGGAAGCUCGCCGGUCACCUGGGCACAGAGCGAGCGGCGUCCCGGUGGUCGCGCGCGCGCGCACACACACACACACACACACUCACGCACACACACACACGCACACAGGACCGGCCAAAAUGGUGAAGAGGAAGAGCCUGGACGAAAACGAGCCGGAGUGCGGGAAGGGCAUACCGUUCCCCAUCCAGACCUUCCUGUGGAGGCAGACCAGCGCAUUUCUGCGUCCAAAGUUGGGGAAACAGUAUGAAGCGUCUUGUGUGUCCUUUGAGCGGGUGCUGGUGGAGAACAAGCUGCACGGCCUGUCGCCGGCCCUGUCAGAGGCCAUCCAGAGCAUCUCCCGCUGGGAGCUCGUCCAGGCGGCCCUGCCCCAUGUGCUCCACUGCACCUCCAUCCUGCUGUCGAACAGGAACAAGCUGGGCCACCAGGACAAGCUGGGCGUGGCCGAGACCAAGCUGCUCCACACGCUGCACUGGAUGCUGCUGGAGGCGGCGCAGGAGUGCAACCACGAGCCGAGCCUGGGCCACGGCUGGUCCGGCGGCAGCAGCAGCAGCGCCUUCCUGCAGCCCGUGGGAAACCAGGGCUCGUCGCCGGGGGCCCCGGGCUCCUGCUCCGGCUCGGCCCUGGGGGGGUCGGGCCCCCGGCACAGUGGCUCCCUGCUCGAGGAGGACGAGCACGCUCGCACCAAGCUGUUCCACAAGAGCAUGGCCACCGUGGAGCUGUUCGUGUUCCUGUUUGCGCCGCUCAUUCACCGGAUAAAGGAGUCGGACCUGACCUUCCGAUUAGCCAGUGGCCUGGUGAUUUGGCAGCCAAUGUGGGAGCACCGGCAGCCCGACAUCCCCGCCUUCGCUGCACUCAUCAAACCUGUGAGAAACAUCGUGACAGCCAAGAGGAACUCCCCAGUCAACAACCAGUGCAGCCCCUGUGGAUCUGGCAACCCGGGUCCCACGGGCUUUCAGGUGGUUUGCGAGACCGCCCAAUCGGAUUCCUCCUCCCCCACGGCUGGAGAGCAGAGCUGUCGCCGUGGUAACUCGGUGGAGAAAGGCGGCCCUUCCAAACCACUCCCGCCGGUCAAAGGCCCCUCCAAGAAAAAGACAUCGGCCCCUGCGGGUCUGCCGACAUCCGUGGCCCAGCGCGCGCGCUAUGCCACGUACUUUGACGUGGCCGUGCUGCGCUGCCUGCUACAGCCCCACUGGACGGAGGAGGGCGUGCACUGGGCCUUGAUGUUUUACCUCCAGCGCCUGAGGCAGAUCCUGGAGGAGAGACCCGAGCGCACCCCGGAGCCGCUGGUCACGCCCCUGCCGCGCCCGCGCAGCAGCUCCAUGGUCGCCGCCACGCCCUCGCUGGUCAACACACACAAGACCCAGGAUAUGAGUCUGAAAUGCAACGAAGAGGGCAAGUCGCUGAGCACGGAGACGUUUGCAAGGGUGUCACUGACCAACCUCCGUCGACAGGCUGUCCCAGACCUCUCCUCGGACCUGGGCAUGAACAUCUUCAAGAAGUUUAAGAACCGGCGUGACGACCGGGAACGGAAGGGCUCCAUCCCCUUCCAUCACACGGGAAAGAAGCGCCAGCGCCGCAUGGGGGUUCCCUUCCUGCUCCACGAGGACCACCUGGACGUCUCGCCCACCCGCAGCACCUUCUCCUUCGGCAGCUUCUCCGGCCUGGGCGACGACCGGCGAGCCCUGGACCGCGGCGGCUGGCAGGCCACGAUCAUGGGCAAAUUCACGCGGCGGGGCAGCACGGACGAGGCCGCAGACGCCGACAGCCUGAGCGCCAAACACUCUCACUCCCACCACUCGCUCCUCAGAGACAUGCCCGACCACUCCAACAGCCACAGCGAUAACACCGUCAAAGAGGUCCGAUCGCAGAUCUCCACCAUCACCAUGGCGGCAUUCAACACGACCGUGGCGUCCUUCAACGUGGGCUACGCCGACUUCUUCACCGAGCACAUGAAGAAGCUCUGCAACCCCGUCGCCGUGCCCGAGAUGGCCGUGGAGCCGCUGGCCUGCGCCAACCUGCCGCGCAGCUUUACCGACUCCUGCAUCAACUACUCCUGUCUGGAGGAAGGGGAGAACAUCGAGGGGACCAAUAACUUUGUGCUGAAGAACGGCAUGCUGGACCUCACUGCUGUCCUGCGGGCACUCUACGCCGUCCUCAGCCACGACAUCAGCUCCAGGAUCUGCGACGUGGCCCUCAACAUCAUCGACUGCCUGCUGCAGCUCGGCGUGGUGCCCGGCAUGGGCAAGAAGCUGUCCAAGCCGGACAACAAGGAGAACCAGGAGGCGCGAGCCAAAGACCCGCCGGGUCAAGGCCUCGGCGGAGGCGCGCAGGGGGGCGGAGCAGCGUCGGGAGCAGGCGGCGGAGGGGGAGAUGGAGGCGGAGGCGGAGGAGGAGGGGGAAGUGGCGGAGGGAGUGCGCAGGGGAGCAAGGACGACGUGAAGAAUAACAAGGAUAAUGAUAAAAAGGAAGAAGGCUCCGGCCUCAGUGCCCACCGCUUGGCUCUGACCAUGCUGAUAAAGAUAGUCAAGUCCCUGGGCUGCGCCUACGGCUGCGGCGAGGGCCACCGCGGUCUGUCAGGGGACCGCCUCAGGAUGCAGGCCCAGAAUUGCCUGACCAACCUGUAUAAGCUGGACAAGCUGCAGUUUCGCCAGACAAUACGCGAGUAUGUGAACAAAGACUCUCUCAAUAACAUUGUGGACUUCCUGCAUGCGCUGCUGGGCUUCUGCAUGGAGCCCAUUACUGACAAGUACGGCAGUGCAGGUGAGAGGUCCAGGAGGGCGAAAAAAAGAAACAUCGACAAGGCGGGCUUUGGGAACAACUUCACCACAGGGGACAACAAGUCCGUGGCCCAGACUAUGGAGGCGGUGGUGGUGGGCUGCAUGUUCAAGUCCCUCAUCACCCGCUGCGCCUCCACUACACACGAGCUGCACAGUCCGGAGAACCUGGGUCUGUACUGUGACAUCCGCCAGCUGGUGCAGUUCAUCAAGGAGGCGCACGGGAACGUGUUCCGCAGGGUGGCGCUGAGCGCGCUCCUGGACAGCGCCGAGAAGGUCGCCACCACCAAGAAACCCGAGGAGAAGGAGGAGGGCAAACAGCCCGUGCCCAGGAGGUCAGAGGCGGGUGUGUCCGGGGAGAAGGGUCUGGUGUCCGGUGCUGCAGAUGAGUGUCACAGCUUCAUCUCCAGUAGACCCCCCCAGACCCCCGAACACGAAGAACAGAUCCCGGGCGCUCUGCUGGGCAGGAAGGACUUUUGGAGGAAGAUGUUCAAGUCGCAGAGCGCCGCCAGCGACACGAGCAGCCAGUCGGAGCAGGACACCUCCGAGUGCACCACCGCCCACUCUGGCACCACCACCGACCGGCGCUCUCGGUCCAGAUCCCGCCGCAUUUCACUUCGCAAGAAGCUGAAGCUGCCUAUAGGCAACUGGCUCAAGCGUUCUUCCCUCUCCGGACUGACCGACGGUGUUGAGGACCUGCUGGAUAUCAGCUCAGUCGAUCGACUCUCCUUCAUACGACAGAGUUCAAAGGUGAAGUUCACCAGUGCAGUGAAGCUAUCCGAAGGGGGGGCCGCGGGGCCGGAGUUCGGCAGGGACGAGGAGGAGAAUUUCUUCAAGCGGCUCGGUAAAUGGAGGUCUGGCAGGAGGAAUCCAUCCAAGAUUCACCACACAGAAGAGAAAGAUGGUCCCCAUGGUUUUCAGGAGCGUCUCGCAGCCAGCCAGGAGGCCAUGAAGAACAAAAAUGUGGUGAACUUGGGCGCCAUACGACAAGGUAUGAAACGCUUCCAGUUCCUCCUGAACUGCUGUGAGCCGGGGACCAUACCCGACGCCUCCAUCCUCGCUGCUGCUCUGGACCUGGAAGCUCCAGUCGUGGCUCGCGCCUCCCUCUUCCUCGAAUGUGCCCGAUUUGUCCACCGCUGUAACCGCGGCAACUGGCCAGAGUGGAUGAAAGGCCACCACGUCAACAUCACCAAAAGGGGCCUGUCAAGGGGCCGGUCACCUGUUGUGGGCAACAAGAGGAACCAGAAACUCCAGUGGAACGCCGCCAAACAUUUCUGCCAGUGGGGAGACGCGAUCGGUACGAGGCUCAGUGAACUCUGUCACUCUGAGAGCGAGAGCCCCGCCAACAUCCUGGGUUAUAUUUACGAUGAAGAGACCAAACGGAGAAUGAGAAAGGAAGACGAGGAAGAGGAUUAUUUAGACGACAACACAGUCAAUCCUACAAAGUGUGGCUGCCCCUUUGCUCUGAAGAUGGCCGCCUGUCAGCUGUUGUUGGAAAUCACCACUUUCCUGCGAGAGACCUUUCCCUGCUUGCCACGCCCGCGCACCGAGCCGCUUGUGGACCUCGACAGCUGCCGCUUGCGUUUAGACCCAGAGCUCGGCCGCCAACGCUACGAGAGGAAGAUCAGCUUCGCGGGCAUCCUCGAUGACGAGGACGGACACGAUUCGCUCAACAGCAGCAGCCACACACUGAAGUCCGACACCACCUGCGACGACAAGAGGACGCAGGAGACGCAGGAUAAUCUCUCGCCGCUCCCGUCCUCCCCAGCACCCAUCCGGAAGAUUCGCAUCGGCGGCUCCCGGCUGCUUCAGAUCAAAGGGGCCCGCAGCUUCCGCGUCAAGAAAGGCGGCUCCCUGUCGUCCAUUCGCCGGGCGGGCAGCCUCAAGAGCACCAAGCUGUCCCGCCAGGACUCCGAGUCUGAGAACGAGGAGGGUCUGUUGUCGCAGACGCACAGCAGGGACACUGUCACCGACAUCGGCAGUCCCUUCAGCACCAGCGAGCCCAGCAUAGAGCCAGAGGGCCAGAACUCUGGAGGAGCGGAGGACAACUACCACCGCAACAUGUCCUGGCUCCAUAUCAUGAUCCUGCUGUGCAACCAGCAGAGUUUCAUCUGCACCCAUAUCGACUUCUGCCACCCGCACUGCUACCAGCACCACAGCCGCUCCUGCGCCCGGCUGGUCCGCGCCAUCAAGCUCGUGUACGGCGAGACGGUGGACAGCCUGCGGGAGGACGGCGGCUCCUCCGGUAACAUCGGGGCGCGCGCAAAGAAAAGCAAAGAGUGUUCAGACAAGUCAUGCCUGAGGACGCCGUCCAUGAAGAGGAGACCCACCGACUCCAACGCGGAGGGGAAGAAGGACACGGGCAUGCUCAAGUACAUCCGCAACCAGGUGAUGAGCUUGUCGCCAGCUCCACUCUCGCUGCUGAUCAAAGCCGCUCCCAUCUUGACCGACGACAUGUACGGAGACAUCCAGCCCGCCGCCUGGGAGCUCUUGCUCAGUGUGGAUGAACACAUGGCGGCCGCUGCGGCGGCCAUGUUCCUUCUGUGCGCGGUGAAGGUCCCCGACGCGGUGACCGAAAUGAUGAUGGCGGAGUUCCAGCACCAGGAGGCGUGCCAGCGCAUCAACUCCGUCCUGAAGUUUUACACACUGUGGCGCUUCCGCUACCAGGUGUGGCCUCGCAUGGAGGAAGGAGCGCAGCAGAUCUUCAAGAUCCCUCCGCCCAGCAUUAACUUCACCCUGCCGUCUCCUAUUCUGGGCAUGCCCUGCGUCCCCAUAUUCGACCCCCCCUGGGUGCCCCAGAAUACCGGCAGCGUCCAGGACCCAAUCAACGAAGACCAGUCUAAAUCCUUCUCGGCGCGGGCGGUGUCGCGCUCCCACCAGCGCGCCGAGCACAUCCUGAAGAACCUGCAGCAGGAGGAGGAGAAGCGGCGGCUGGGCCGCGAGGCCAGCAUCGUCACGGCCAUCCCCGUGGCCCAGGAGGCCUGCUACGAGCCCACGUGCAGCCCGCCGCCCGAGCAGGAGGAAGAAGCAGAAGAAGUGGUGAACCUGGCGUCACGCCGUCUGUCUGUCAGCCCGUCCUGCACCUCCAGUAACUCCCACAGGAACUACUCUUUCCGACGGGGCUCCGUGUGGUCCGUCCGCUCGCUGGCCAGUGCCGAAGAUGAAGAGAACACAACAGAGCACACACCCACUCACCACAUGCUCCAGCCGCCCCAAGCCGUCUUCCCAGCAUGCAUCUGCGCCGCCGUCUUACCAAUAGUGCACCUCAUGGAGGACGGGGAGGUCCGAGAGGAUGGCGUGGCCGUGAGCGCUGUGGCCCAGCAGAUCCUCUGGAACUGCCUGAUUGAGGAUCCGGCCCUGGUUCUCCGACACUUCCUGGAAAAACUAACAGUGAGCAACAGACAGGAUGAGCUGAUGUACAUGCUGAGGAAGCUCCUGCUCAACAUUGGCGAUCUGCCGGCCCAGACUUCUCACAUCCUCUUCAACUACCUGGUGGGACUGAUCAUGUACUUUGUGCGGACUCCCUGCGAGUGGGGUAUGGACGCCAUCUCGGCCACGCUGACCUUCCUGUGGGAGGUGGUGGGCUACGUGGAGGGGCUCUUCUUCAAGGACCUGAAGCAGACCAUGAAGAAGGAGCAGUGCGAGGUCAAGCUGCUGGUCACCGCGUCCAUGCCAGGAACCAAAACGCUGGUGGUGCACGGGCAGAACGAAUGCGACAUCCCGACACAGCUCCCGGUGCAUGAAGACACUCAGUUCGAAGCACUGCUGAAGGAGUGUCUUGAAUUUUUCAACAUUCCUGAGGCCAGGUCAGCGCACUACUUCCUAAUGGACAAACGGUGGAACCUCAUACAUUAUUCCAAGACGUAUGUAAGAGACAUCUACCCCUUCCGGAGGUCAGUCUCUCCGCAGCUGAACCUGGUCCACAUGCUGCCUGAGAAAGGACAGGAGCUCAUCCAGAAACAGGUGUUUUCUCGUAAACUGGAGGAGGUCGGCCGCGUUCUCUUCCUCAUCUCCCUCACGCAACACAUGCCGGCCGUGCACAAGCAAUCGCACGUCUCCCUGCUGCAGGAGGACCUCCUCCGUCUGCCCUCCUUCCCACGAACGGCCAUCGAUGCGGAGUUCUCGCUGUUCAACGAGCCACAAGGUAAGGAGCUGUUUGGUUUGGACACCCUCCACAAGGUGCUGUGGAUCAAGCUGCUGGAGGAGAUGUUUCUGGGCAUGCCCAGUGAGUACCCGUGGGGCGAUGAGAUGAUGCUCUUCCUCAACGUCUUCAACGGGGCUUUGCUGCUGCACCCGGAGGACAGCGCCCUCCUCAGGCAGUACACGGCGACUGCCAUCAACACCGCCGUGCACUUCAACCACCUCUUCUCCCUGAGCGGCUACCAGUGGAUCCUGCCGACCAUGCUGCAGGUCUAUGCCGACUAUGAGAGCGACCCAUUGCUGAGGCAGGGCAUCGAGUUCUGCUGCCGGCAGUUCUACAUCCUCCACCGCAAACCCUUCAUCCUGCAGCUGUUUGCAAGUGUGGCGCCGCUGCUCGAAUUCACGACCAGCACCAGCACGGGUCUGUCUAAAGGAGUGUCAGCCCAGUGUCUGUUCGACCUGCUGGUCUCUCUGGAGGGGGAGACCCUGGACGCCCUGGACGCUCUGGAGCUGGUCAAGGCGGAGAAACCUCUGCGCUCGCUGGAUUUCUGUUAUGGAAACGAGGACUUGGCCUUUUCUAUCAGCGAGGCCAUCAAGCUGUGUGUUACUGUGGUUGCCUACGCCCCCGAGUCCUUCAGGAGUCUCCAGAUGCUGAUGGUGCUGGAGGCCUUGGUCCCCUGCUUCCUGCAGAAGCUGAAGAGCAACACGGUCACGAUGGAAUCGGCGUCGGCCGCCCGGGACGAGAUCGCCGCCAUCGCCGCUCUGGCCACGUCGCUGCAGGCCCUCCUCUACAGCACAGAGACCCUCACGAGGCCCAUGACAGCCCCGCAGUUGUCCCGCUGUGAUCAGGGCCACAAGGGAGGCACUACGGCUAACCACGCCAUGUCAGGAGGGGUCAACACCAGGGACAAUCUCCACCUCCUGGAGGAGGGCCAGGGUAUGCCGAGGGAGGAGCUGGACGAGCGCAUCGCCAGGGAGGAGUUCCGGCGGCCGCGGGAGUCCCUGUUGAACAUCUGCACGGAGUUUUACAAACACUGCGGACCGCGACUCAAGAUCCUGCAGAACGUUGCCGGUGAGCCCCGGGUCACGGCCCUGGAGCUGCUGGACAUCAAAUCCCACAUGAGGCUGGCAGAGAUUGCCCACGCCCUGCUGAAGCUGGCGCCCUACGACACCCUGACCAUGGAGAGCCGCGGGCUGCGGCGCUACAUUAUGGAGAUGCUGCCCAUCACCGACUGGGCGUCCGAGGCCGUCCGCCCCGCCCUCAUCCUCAUCCUCAAGAGGCUGGACCGCAUGUUCAACAAGAUCCACAAGAUGCCUACGCUCAGGUGCGCUCGCCCACAGGCAUUAUGCACCAGGAGACAGGUGGAGUGGGAGGCGGCCAGCAACCUGAUCGAGGGGAUCUGCCUGACCCUGCAGCGACAGCCGAUCAUCUCCUUCCUCCCGCACCUUCGCUCGCUGAUCAACGUCUGUGUCAACCUGGUGAUGGGUGUGGUCGGCCCCUCCAGCGUGGCAGACGGCCUGCCCCUGCUCCACCUCAGCCCCUAUCUCUCCCCUCCGCUUCCUUUCAGCACGGCGGUGGUCCGUCUGGUUGCCCUGCAGAUCCAGGCCUUGAAGGAGGACUUCCCUCUCAGUCAUGUGAUCUCGCCCUUCACCAAUCAGGAGAGGAGAGAGGGGAUGCUGCUCAACCUGCUCAUUCCCUUUGUGCUGACUGUUGGCUCCGGGAGCAAAGACAGCCCCCACCUCGAGCAGCCCGAGAUCUUCCUGCUCCUCCAGACUGUCAUCAACAUCCUGCUGCCUCCUCGGAUCAUCUCCACCUCUCGCACCAAGAACUUCAUGCUGGACGCCUCGCCGGCUCACUGCUCCACGCCGGGCGACACGGGGAAGGACCUGCGCAGGGAGGGAUUGGCCGAGUCCACCAGCCAGGCUGCAUAUCUGGCUCUGAAGGUGGUGUUGGUUUGCUUUGAGCGCUCGCUGGGAAACCAGUGGUACCGGCUGAGCCUGCAGGUGAAAGAGAUGGCUCUGCGGAAGGUGGGCGGCUUGGCCUUUUGGGACUUCAUCGACUUCAUCGUCCGAACUCGUAUCCCCAUUUUCGUCCUGCUGAGACCAUUCAUACAGUGCAAGCUGUUGACGCAGCCUGCUGACUCCCAGGAGGAGAUCACCGCGCGUCACCACAUCGCCGACCAGCUGGAGCGACGCUUCAUCCCACGACCGCUGUGCAAGAGCUCCCUGUUUGCAGAGUUCAACAAUGAGCUCAAGAUCUUGAAGGAGGCUGUGCACAGCGGCUCUGCCUACCAAGGCAAGACGUCCAUCAGCACGGUGGGCACCUCCACAUCCGCUUACCGCCUCAGCUUGGCCACAAUGUCGCGCUCCAACACGGGCACCGGCACGGUUUGGGAGCAGGAGAGUCAGCCGUCGCGCCAGCCCUCCCAAGACACGCUCAGCCGCACCGAUGAGGACGAAGAAGAGAUCGACUCCAUGAGCAUCCCCAGCAUGGUGAGCGAGCACGAGGCCUUCCUGCCGCGGGUGAUGACGCAGCGCCGUUUCUCCAGCCACGCCACCGGCUCGGCGGCCUCGCAGCCCGAGGCUCACCGCGCCACCAUGCUGCCCAGUCACAGUGAACCCAAUGUGCUAGAUGAGUCCCAGGGCCUUCUGCAGGAGGGUAACCUCUCUAGGGUUGCAAGUGUGCAGAGUGAACCUGGGCAGCAGAACCUCCUGCUACAACCUCCGUUAGGCAGAAAGCGCGGCCUCAGACAGCUGCGGCGCCCCCUGCUGUCCAUCCCAAAGAGCGAACCACGCGAUCGAUCUGGAGCGCGGCUCUCGACGACACGCAGAAGCAUCCAGCCCAAGAACAAACCACUGGAAACAUUAUUGGACUGUGAAGCGCAUGACCAAAAGAGGUCGGUCACCUUCACGGAGGCGUCUGAGGGGAUGAGCAAGCCCCUGACUCCCAGCACUCUGGAGCCUCCAGCUGAAGGCAGGAAGGCCAGUCCUGCCCCUUCAAAGUCCCCCACGCUGGAAGUUCCCCCUGCCACCUCGGCCACCGUCACGGCUGACCUGCACGGCCCUGCGAACACACAGGUCCCUCCAGCCAUAAGCAGCAAGGAGAAGAGAGAGCAGUGGGUGCUCCGCAGCAGCCUCUCCCCUCCGCCCUCCAUCUCCCGUCCCUCCACCCCGACUCCCCCAUCCCGCACCUGCUCCCCGUUGCCCCUGUCCCGAAACUGCUCCCCACUCCCCUUGUCCCGCACCUCCUCCCCUCUCCCCCCGCCGCUCCCAGUGCUGGGCACAACGCCCGCCCCGGGCCCCCCUCUGCCGCCGCCGCUGCCGCCGGCCCCACUCCUUCCCCCGCCUCCACCGGGGCCCUCCAGGAUCAGGGAGAGCCCCGGGGACGCGGACACCACAGCGCUCCUGCCGCGCAGCAACAUCCUACUGCGACUCAGCGAGGACGCCGGCACAGAGAACCCCCUACUCACCCCCCUGCUGUCCCAUCCCUCGCCCCGCCGGUCACCCCGCCGGUCGCCCCGCCGAUUGCCCCUGCCCCUCUCCCCCGUCGACCUGGAUCUGGAUGAGUCCCACGUGUGAGAGGGGUGACAGGCGUGGCCCAAGACGAACACCGUACAAUUAGUCUGCAAGUAACAUUUUAAAACAUUUAAUUGAUUCACUGACAAUCAAAGAAGUAUAUUGUUAUAAAGGAAGAAAAGUGUGGGCUUCUCUGUUUCUGUCUUAUACUACCCCUGUGUCUCCAACCCGCCAAUAGCCCCCUAGUUUUUGCCCAGAUUCAUUUGUUUUCCUAUUGGCUUUGCCCCUCAAACUUAACUGCUCUCUCCUCAGUUUAGUUGUUUAGUUUUGAUUUAAAAUAACUCCCCGAAAUGUACAAAAGUCCCUCUUCCGCUCUCAGUGGCUAUUGUAUUGUAUUGUAUCUUUUUAGUGUUGAACAUCAACAUGAAAAUCAUCAUCAUACAGGCUACAUAACCUGAGGGUUUGAAUGUAUAUUAUGGCAGCGAAUCUACCUUAUUGCUCAUCUCCCAUCACAGACACGGUUGUGUUCAAAUGCUGAGAUCAAAGAUUUAUUUUUUAAGCUAUAUUUAUGUCAUAAAUAGUAUUAACAGACGAAUACUGACUCGGGAAAAGGUUCAAGAAAAAAGGAUUGAUACUUACACAUAAAAGAUAUCUAUAUUGAAGAGAUCUAUAUGAAUUAAAAAAUAAAGAUGCUUUAACUUGUAGAAAGUUUUGCAAAGGUUAUAAAUGAGGGAAAAUGCAGUUUGUAUAGAAAGUAAAUAAAGAGCCAUUCUAAACUUGUGGGUGAAAUAAGGCCAUUUUUAUUAAACAAUAAUGAUAAUAAUAAUAAGCAUUUUAUGUCAUGAUAUGGAACAGGAGAAAAAGCAGAUUUUAUAUUCUAGGAGGAUUUUUAUUAGUUUUUCAAUAUGUUCAAGAUACUGUAAAAUUGUCUGUGGAACAAAUCAAGCAAAUUUGAAAAUAUGCCCGUCCAGUGUGUAUGUCGGGAACUGUUUUUAAAGGGGCGCUCCACCAGCUUAACUCUAAAUGUUAGUUUACUCUUAAAGAAACUACAGAAAAACUUAGGACAGUCUGCUAUCGUGGACAUUUUGAUUUGGUGAAACGACAUGGCUUUUUUCUGAACACUAAACUCUCAUGUCGGGUGAAAUUAAAGGGAUUCGGUGCAUUCGAAAUGCAUUUAAAUUGUGUUUUAAAUGUAUGAAUGCAUGGAAAGUUUCAAAAUCUCCUUAAUUGCUGGAGUACACCUUUAAAUUGAGAGAGUCUUUUCCUCUAUUUCUCUUUUGCACACUCGUGCAUCCUGUCAACUCCACAGUUCCACAGUGUACAUCGCGCUGCUCAGUGUCUCGGCAGAUUAUAAUUCCUGCGACCAAAGACUGUAUCGUCGUCUCGCGUUACAUCAGCUCUGAAAACACUUACAAACGACCCCGUUGUCACGUGUCCUGAUGUUGUUCAGUUUUUUGUCUUUGAUGUUGUCUUAGAUUGAGACCUUUUUUGUUUCAUUGCAACUGUGAUGAAUCGAUGCAGUACAUAGAUGUUACCUCGUUGCCCAUUCCAUGCCUUAACAGAGAAAUAUUAAUAUGUCUGUCAGUAUCAUGUCUGUAUUGAAUUUAUUAUCUCCAGUGAAAACCUCAUACCUCCAAGAUGUUCACUUUUCAGAAACUCCUAGAUCUACUUGCCCACAAUGCAUUUGAGGGCAUACUUGAGCCUUUAUUAUGUUUUGGCUCAUUGCUGAGUCAGAGGGGGGGAUUAUAAAUUUGCAUAACUCUGGGCAAGUUGUGAAAAAAAAUGGAUUUCCAAUAUUCUUACAGAUACAGUAUAACUCUAUUUGUUUAGUUGUUCAUGAAAGGCUGGAAUGGUACACCACAUUCAGAGUUAUUAUAUCUAUAUAGUUAUAAAGCAGAUAUUGAUAUGUGCCAUACUUAACACCAACGCACUGUGAGUGUUUUAUUAGCUGCUUCUGUGUUUUAACUUUCUCUCGACUGUUUGGGAAAAUACUGUAACCAUUAGGUUACAUACUGUACUGAAUACAAGAGCGUUAACUUUUUUUUUUAUCCAACAGCAUAUUUAAAUUGUAUUCUUAUUAAAAAAGCUAUUACUGUCCCAAGUUAAGACACAAAAUAUAAAAAGACAAAGUGGAGUAGUCAGUUUUCUCUCUUUCAUGACUAUUGUAGCCGAUAGAGGGCACACAUUGCAAUGCAUUAUGGUCCCGUCCACUACACCCAUGUCGUCUCAACAUUACGUGCAAAACCUAUCUAUCUCAAAGACACAAAACACACACUAGGCUAGCGCAUCAAUGCCAUCUUAUUCAACGCGCACAUUUCAAGGUUUCAAAGUCUUUAAAGAAAGAAGAAAGAAGGCAUCAGUGUCUUCAGUUCGCUGUUGAAUCAGAGUUCCCUUUAAAAUGUAACGUGUGUCUCUGUCAAUCAAUGUCUUUGUGCAAAAAAAUAAAUAUACACUUUAUCAGAGUAUUUCUGGAAUAUCUAAAUAAAUGGAUAUUGUUUACAA
Messenger RNA from Scophthalmus maximus (turbot), 13305 nucleotides. RefSeq names its product protein unc-80 homolog. The record is from RefSeq and is a predicted model, not a curated record. Gene Ontology annotation, molecular function: monoatomic cation channel activity. Gene Ontology annotation, cellular component: axon; cation channel complex. The transcript has 66 exons. Gene Ontology annotation, biological process: monoatomic cation homeostasis. The coding region runs from base 169 to 10866 and encodes 3565 amino acids. Lineage: Eukaryota; Metazoa; Chordata; Actinopteri; Pleuronectiformes; Scophthalmidae.